Messenger RNA from Perkinsus marinus ATCC 50983, 462 nucleotides. RefSeq lists its product as hypothetical. The coding region runs from base 1 to 462 and encodes 153 amino acids. NCBI's taxonomy places the organism in Eukaryota, Perkinsozoa, Perkinsida, Perkinsidae. The record is from RefSeq and is a predicted model, not a curated record. The transcript has a single exon.
AUGCCCGAGGACUAUCCCAUCCAUAGAUACAUAUGUGAUGGGGCCGCUAUGCCCGAGGACUAUCUCAUUCAAGGAUACAUAUGUGAUGGGGCCGCUAUGCCCGAGGACUAUCUCAUUCAAGGAUACAUAUGUGAUGGGGCCGCUAUGCCCGAGGACAAUCUCACUCAAGGAUACAUAUGUGGUGGGGCCGCUAUGCCCGAGGACUAUUUCAUUCAGAGAUACAAAUGGAAUGGGGCCGUCAUGCCCGAGGACAAUCUCAUUCAAGGAUACAUAUGUGAUGGGGCCGCCAUGCCCGAGGACAAUCUCAUUCAAGGAUACAUAUGUGGUGUGGCCGCUAUGCCCGAGGACUAUCCCAUUCAUAGAUACAUAUGGAAUGGGGCCGCCAUGCCCGAGGACAAUCUCACUCAAGGAUACAUAUGUGGUGGGGCCGCUAUGCCCGAGGACUAUCCCAUUCAUAGAUAG